Molecule: messenger RNA, 1057 nt
Organism: Schistosoma bovis
Lineage: Eukaryota; Metazoa; Platyhelminthes; Trematoda; Strigeidida; Schistosomatidae
Source: the annotation of a GenBank genome assembly
GCGUGUUUUAUUUGGUCAGUUGUUUGGCGCUCUAAGAAGGUCACUGUGAAAGUUCCGUUACACGCGGCGUGAGUUAUCCCAUAUUCGUGCCUGCCAUGCCUCGACAAGUAGACAAUAUAAAGGAGUUCCUACAUAUGACACAAAGGGCAGACGCGAAGUCUGUUAAGAUUAAAGAAAACAAAGACAAUGUCAAGUUUAAAAUCAGAUGCAGUCGAUUUCUAUAUACGCUUGUAGUCGUGGAGAAAGAAAAAGUUGGAAAAAUCAAGCGUUCACUCCCACCAAAUCUUACUGUGAAGGAACUGUAAUAUGUUACUUAUAAUAAAGGUUCCUAUAUAUUGUAUCUUUUUUGGUAAUAUCUGGGAGUCAGGGAAAGCCCAAAUACAUAAUACGAACCAAACACGGCGCUGAACAGAGAUGAUCACGUUGAGCAGAAAGAAAUUAGGUAUAAGACACUUUUAACCGGACAGUAUCAGGAACCAAGUGAACAAAUUAGAAAUAAAACGGUCGAAACCUACCGUUUCCAAUUGACGCUAGCAUAAGGCAUUGAAAAACACUAUAAUUUGAGAGCAUAGCGGUAAACAAAGCAAUUACGAUCAUCUGCGUAUAUGACAGAAGGUUUAACAACCACAUGAAAUAUCGAGAAAUAUGCGCUAGAUAUAAGUUGCAACUAUCAUAAAAAACACGAAGAGAAACAACUCAUAGCAGGUACGUAGUCCCCUAGAGCACGAGACAAGGUAAUUAGAUGCCAUGUUGAGAAAAGUGAUUAAUGUAGUGUUUGAAAUUAUAAUAACCUAGAAACUGUGUCGAUCGAUCUGUUCCUGGAUAAACACAUUAGAUUGCGCGAUUUACUGGAGUGUAUGGAUCAAAUGCGAAGCAGACAAAUAACACGAAUUCAUUUUAUUCAGCAAAGCUUGUUCUUGCUCUGUUUAAUUGUAUCAAGGGAUCUGGUUGUAUGACAUUUAGUGUUUGCUUAGGCUUUUGUGUAUGGGAAAGAAGUUGUGAUUGAUGAGUAUGGAUAUGUGGGACUCCUAGAUCGUGUGUUUUGUGACUUGGCUUA